AUGACACCUCACCAACCGAGCAGUCAAAUUUAUGGAUUUUCGGAUACGAUACCACCACAGCAUGAAAGGGAAACAAUGAAAGACUUAUCUGACUUUCUCAUAUCAUAUGAUCCUCCGGCGCAUAAUCUAGUCGCUCCUCCACAAGCCACCCUACGGAAAAAGUUUGGCCUCCUUCGCAGGAAAUGGAAGAGAGAGCCAAAGCCUAAUCAAUUCCUGAAACUCCCUGAUACUGCUAUUGCGGCCAAAACUCGUCAGGGUGUGCAAUAUAUAGCAAUUUCAAUACCACUAGAGUACGAUUAUCUAGGAAAAAUGCAAAUUCCUCCCGAGCCUCCGUCAGGAUUUGAGCGUGCUCCGACACUUGAUAGGAUGCCAGCUGUCGUCUAUAAACCAGUUCAUGGUGUCAGGCAGUCGAUGACAACUCCACUUGAUCCUCCUGUGCUCGAGGGGAAAACAUCGAUCUCUAAAAGAAGUACCUGGGGACCAGGUACUUUGACUAAAGUGAUUACGAAGCCAGGAUCCGAAGAGAUCGUGCUUCAAAAUGGAUAUAUUCAGCGAACUAGUCAGGUAUACACCCCGACUGGAAGUAUUUAUAAUGAUGCUUUAGAGACACGACCUCGGCCCCAUUCACCGAAAACGAUUCCCACACCUGUCUCACCACUCAAAGUAUCCUUGACAGUUGACUGUCGAGCAAAUUCGCUCAGCUCCGAAUCCACCACAUGA
Molecule: messenger RNA, 720 nt
Organism: Sclerotinia sclerotiorum 1980 UF-70
Lineage: Eukaryota; Fungi; Ascomycota; Leotiomycetes; Helotiales; Sclerotiniaceae
Exons: 2
Coding region: 1-720 (239 amino acids)
Source: RefSeq, a predicted model, not a curated record